Messenger RNA from Dromaius novaehollandiae (emu), 2240 nucleotides. RefSeq names its product phospholipase A2 group III (gene PLA2G3). Gene Ontology annotation, biological process: phospholipid metabolic process; arachidonate secretion. NCBI's taxonomy places the organism in Eukaryota, Metazoa, Chordata, Aves, Casuariiformes, Dromaiidae. The record is from RefSeq and is a predicted model, not a curated record. Gene Ontology annotation, molecular function: A2-type glycerophospholipase activity. The transcript has 7 exons. Bases 3 to 1706 code for a protein of 567 amino acids.
GGAUGCGGGUGCGCGCGGCGCUGCUGUGCGCGGCGGCGCUGCUGUGCGCGGCGGCGGGGCCGGGCGGUCGCGCCUGGCCCGGCGGCGCGCUGUGCCCGCGGCGGGCGGUGGGCGCGGGCGGCACCCGCUACCUGGCCUUCCUCAGCCGCGGGCCGGGGCCGCCGGCGCUCGUGGAGAGCACCUGGGCCGGGCGCGGGGGGCUGCGCGCCUGCUGGGCGCGGCGCGACCCGCGCCUGGCCCGCGCCUUCCGCGCCGCCUGCGCGCAGCGCCCUCCCGGCGCCCCCGGGGCCGCGCUGCGGCGGGACCUGGCCGCGCUGUGGCGGCGCCGCGCCGCCUGCCGCGACCCGGGCGGGCCGGAGCCGGGGCGCCGCCGCCGUCGCGGCUGGACGCUGCCGGGCACGCUGUGGUGCGGCGCCGGCGACUCGGCGGGGAGCCCCAGCGAGCUGGGUCUCUUCCGAGGCCCCGACCGCUGCUGCCGGGAGCACGACCGGUGCGAGGCGCAGAUCGCGGCGCUGGAGUUCAACUACGGCAUCCGCAACUACCGGCUGCACACCGUGUCCCACUGCGACUGCGACGGCAGGUUCCGGCGCUGCCUGCUGCACCUCAACGACACCGUCUCCACCAUCAUCGGCGUCACGUUCUUCAACUUGCUGGAGGUGCCGUGCUUCGUGCUGGAGGAGAGCGAGGAGUGCGUGCAGUGGCACUGGUGGGGAGGGUGUGAGCGUUACGGUGUAGUGCCCCUGGCCAGGAUGGUGCAGCAGAAUCGGUACCACUAUGGCCUGCCCGUGGAGGAGCUGGACAGCCCCACCAAGCAGUCCCCGCGCAAGGGAAGAAGGAAGUCCUCUAGGCUUGGCCGGAAGCGGCUACGACAGAGCCUGGGACAAAAUCCCAAGCUCCGUCAGGCGCAGAGCCCUGGGCAGAGUCGGAGACUUGUGACGGCCCAGCAGCCAUGGGGCCCAGGUACCUUGCCCCCCGCAUCUACUAGGGAUGAGGCUGAGCCCACAACCAGGUACCUGACAGCUCCAUGGCAGCUGGAGCCAGGGCCUUCAACAGCAGUGACCAUGCUGGAGCAGGGCUCUGCUGGAGGAAGGCAGAUGCUUGGAGAAGCACAGCAGGGGGGUAGGCACAGCACUGCCUGCGUGUCCCACCAUGAAGAAGACAGCAUCAGAUCCAGCCCUGCUGCAGAGCUGGGCAGAGCAACCCCUGUGCCCCCCCUGGAUCAGCACAGGCAGCGGGGCCUGGCUCGGAUGUGCAGGUGCUACAAGCGCCUGGAUAAGUGCGAGCACCAGAUUGCGCCCCAUGAGGUUAAGUACGAGCUGCAUAACAUAGACACCCGGACCCUGUUCCACUGCAACUGCACUCGCAGGCUGGCACGGUUCCUGCGCAGGGUGAGGGGCCUCAGCGACGUGGAGGAGGCAGUGCUGGCUGAGCGCAUCGCCAUGGACUGCUUCGUACUGGAGCCGCUGGCUGACUGUGGCCUCAACAAGGAGCCACAGCACAACUGUAUUACAGGGACCCAGGCUGUGCUAGUACCUGCUUGGCAUCUCAGAAACAGCUUGAGCCGCUGGGGUGCUCUGCAUGUGGCCUCCAAGGUCAAGCAUCAAGACCAGAAGAUGCAGAACAGUGGUGGCACGCUCUAUGAGAGAUGCUUGCAACUGGCCUUGGACCAGGAAGGGGGAGUUCAGCACCCCACGGUGCCCCGAUGAUGCCUGAGCAGAGCUGCCCUGUGUAGAAUGAAGAUGUGCUGUGCAGCAGCUGCUGGAGCAGAGCUGCUUCACUCCUGUCUUGGAGACAAAGGCUGGCUCUGAGCAUGGCUGUUGGCAUGACUGCGUGGAGCUUGGGGGCCAGAGCUGGAGUGGGGGGAAGGCAGAGGAACUGGGAGGGGUUGACUAGCCCUUCCCAAGGAGUGAUGGGGCUGUGGGGUGGCUGUGGCUGCCAUCUGUGAGCAUCCAAGCAUGGGGAAAGGAGCAGGAGCACUUGGAAAAACACAGUCCCCCCCCACACCCUGUGUCCUUCCCUGUUGUGCCCCAUGGGGCAGGGGAGUACUCGACCCACCUUCACCUUUGGGCAUUUGAGCCCCAGGCAAGGGAGAUGCCAGGAACUAUUCCCCCCCAUGUGUGUCCUUUCUGGUGGUGGGGUUGAGGGGUCCUGAGCUGCUGGGUGAGCCUGGCCCCCAGCUGGGUUGGGGGGGGGGGGUAGAGCUGUGGUGCUGUAGCUGUGCUGGCUCCUAGCACUGGAGC